AUGGAGGUCACCGGGCAGGCCUUUGAGGACAUGCAGGAGCAGAACAAUCGGCUGAUGGCGCAGCUAAGGGAGAAGGACGACGCCAACUUUAAGCUGAUGAGCGACCGCAUCAAGGCGACGCAGAUUCAGAAGAUGCUCAAGGAUGAACACGCGUUGCUCACGGAGCAGGUCUUUGCGCUUGGGAACCAACUGGAGGCCCAGGUGGAGGUGGUGCGGAAGUUGGAGGAGAAGGAACGGAUUCUCCUGGCGCAGAUCGCCUCCAUGGAGAAGGAGGUCGCCCUGCGGACGCAGGGCAUGGAGUCCUACAAGCGGAAGGCCGUGGAGGCGACCCAGCAGACGAACGACCUGAAGCUGCACCUGGACAAGUACGUCUCGCAGAUCCGGGACGCACAGUCGAUUGUGGCGGACAAGACCAGCGCCUGGCAGAAUGAGAUGUUCAAGACGAAGCGGCUGCAUGAGGACCUGCAGAGCUACAAGCGAAAGUACGAGCGGGCGAAGAAGUUUGAGAUGGCCACCACGGCGGAUGAGGUGCUUCAGGAGGAAAUUCGCGAGCUGAAGGAGGAGCUGACCUGUCCCAGCUGCAAGACGAAGCGGAAGGACGCCGUGCUGAACAAGUGCUUCCACGUCUUCUGCUACGACUGCCUGAAGACGCGGUACGAGACGCGCCAACGGAAGUGCCCCAAGUGCAACCAGUCCUUCAGUGCCAAUGACUUUCACCGGCUGUACCUCGCAUAA
This is a messenger RNA of Rhagoletis zephyria (snowberry fruit fly), 735 nucleotides long. Lineage: Eukaryota; Metazoa; Arthropoda; Insecta; Diptera; Tephritidae. The record is from RefSeq and is a predicted model, not a curated record.